GCGUGAUCCGGAAGCGUCUUUCUGCCGAGAAACGGGGCUGAGGGUUUGGAAACGCAGACUUAAGGUUGAGUGUGACUGAGUUGAUUCCAGUCUGGUUUCCAGUUCGCAACGGUUUCACUCCUCACGGUUUUUUUUUUCUUUUUCUUUCCCUGCGACUUGAGUGGCAUUGUCUCGCGGUGGUUUCCGUGAGCGUCGCAAAGGAAGGACCUAGGACAGGGGUGGUGGAGGCGGGGAAGCCGCGCUGAACCGGCUGAGUGCACGGUCCUCGCUCGGCGUGAGCGGCGCGUGUUUCCUGGGCGUCGGGUGGUCCCGGCACGUUGUGGGUGGUUAUUCCUUGUCCAGACGCUCACUUUAAUUCGGAAAGAAAACCCACCGUUUUCCAGCACUUCUGAAGGAGGAGAAAUAAGCAACAGGAAGAUGUCUGUUUUCCCUAAAAUAUCUUUGAGGCUUGAGGUUGAAAACUAUCUCAAAGCGGGCUUCAUGAAUAAGGAGGUUGUAUCUGCUUUAGGUAAACAAGAAGCAGAAAGGAAGUUUGAAGCUCUGUUAUGUCGCUUGUCACACCCUCCAUCAUUCACAACUGUCAGAGUAAAUACCCAUCUAGCCUCAGUGCAACAUGUGAAAAAUCUGUUGUUUGAUGAACUUCAAAAGCAGUUUAAUGGAUUAAGUUUUCCUGUUCUUCAGCAUCCAGAGCUGCAGGAUGUCUUACUUAUUCCUGUCAUUGGACCUAGGAAGAACAUAAAACAGCGACACUGCGAGGUUGUCGUCGGAGCCCAGUGUGGCAGCGCAGUGUUACGAGGAGCCCACGUCUAUGUUCCAGGAAUCGUGUCCGCCUCCAAAUUUAUGAAAGCUGGAGAUGUUGUUUCCAUAUACUCUGAUAUUAAAGGCAAAUGUAAGAAAGGAGCCAAAGAAUUUGAUGGAACAAAAAUAUUUCUUGGAAAUGGGAUUUCUGAACUAAGCCGCAGAGAAAUCUUCAGUGGGCUACCUGAACUGAAGUAUGUCAUCAAAUGGGGAAUAGGCGUGAGAAUGACGGAACCAGUGUAUCUCAGCCCUUCAUUCGACAAUGUACUGCCCAGCUACUUAUUUUUACAGAAUUUGCCAUCUGCUGUGGUAGCUCAUGUUCUGGAUCCUCAGCCUGGAGAGCGGAUUCUGGAUUUGUGUGCGGCCCCUGGAGGCAAAACGACACACAUUGCUGCCCUGAUGCAGGAUCAGGGAGAAGUGAUUGCGCUGGAUAAAAUAUCCAACAAAGUAGAAAAAAUAAAGCAGAAUGCGUUACUGUUGGGGCUGAAUUCCAUCAGGGCAUUUUGCUUUGAUGGAACAAAGGCCCUUAAACUUGAUGUGGUCAAGGACACAGAAGGAGAACCUCCAUUCUUACCGGAAUCUUUUGACCGAAUUCUCCUUGACGCUCCCUGCAGUGGAAUGGGACAGCGACCAAACAUGGCUUGUACUUGGACUUUGAAGGAAGUGACAUCAUAUCAGCCAUUGCAGCGAAAACUCUUUACUGUGGCAGUUCAGCUGCUGAAGCCAGGGGGCGUGCUGGUUUAUAGCACGUGCACCAUCACACUGGCGGAAAAUGAAGAACAAGUAGCCUGGGCCCUCAGGACAUUCCCUUGCCUUCAGCUUCAGCACCAGGAACCCCACGUUGGAGGAGAAGGAAUGAUGGGAGCUGGCCUGUCGCUGGAACAGUUGAAACAGCUGCAGCGAUUCGAUCCAUCUGUUGUGCAAUCACAGAACACCGACAUGGAUUCUCUCAGAGACGCCAGAAUAGAAGACAUGGUUUGGCUGGCAAAUAAGGAUUGUAUAGGUUUUUUUAUUGCAAAAUUCAUAAAAUGCAAAAGCACACAGGAGAAGGAUCCUUAGAAAUGAAAAUUCCAAAUGUUUGCUGUGUGUGGUGUCUUUUUUUUUUUUUUUAAAAAAAUCAGACUGUUGUCAGGCCAAGUGAUUGAUGCCAUGGUUGCUGAGGAAACAGAAAAGACUGCCAGCUGUUUCUCCAGGAAUCGAGAGACUUAUGAGACUCUGCUUCAUAGAGGAAGUAAUGGGAGGUGGUUUGAGAUAAUAUUUUGUUUUUAAAAUAAUUUUUUCUUACGGAUUUAGCAGAGUUAAAGAAAAGGAUAUGCCUAUAGAUGUCUGGAACAUAUUUCCACUUGGGGUCUUUGUUUUAAUUUGUAAAGAAUGCAGGUCAUUUUUAAUAUUAAAAUCAGUGGAUUUAACAAAAGGAAUAAAAUGAACAAUAUUUAAUUUGGUUAUAAAGCAUGUUUUCCGUUACUAAAUUCUGAAGUAGGAGUUCCCUAAGAAUUCAGGGUAUGGGAGCUAUAACGCACUUAUCAUGUGCCAGUAACUGAGCUGGGUAUUUUGUUUUUUUCUUUUUGAAAAGUUAGAAUAUAUUUUUCAGGGUGAGGUGAAAAAAUCCAACGACAUGAAAUUCUUCAAGGGAUAAGGAAUAACGUUGCCUACCAACAGUUUGAAUUCAUCAUGCCUGAAGAUGGAACUGGGUCUCCUGGGAAAAGGGACAAGUCUUGCAAGAUUGAGAAGGCUCUUGUCAGAGGACAUGUGUUUCUUUAGCUGAGAGUGUCUGGAUUCAUGCUCUCUGCGAAGAAUUUCCAUCCUUACAGAAUGAAGGAGUUACUCUGAGAAGUGCAUGACACAAACUGGCGAUGGAGACAUUCAUCCCUUUCCAGUGAGAGCCGAUUGGGUUUCCAAUAAGGAGAAAUACUUUCAGAAGUGGAGUGGUCUGUAUCCCUCAAGAGAAUGGCAAAUCCCGUGAGAUUUGGUUUCAGUUGCAGACAAUUUGUGCUGAUCACCUUGGAGUUGUUGGGUUACUGCUUGCCAAAACAGCGGUCUUAGUCUGUAGACGAACGGUUCAAAUCCCAUGAGAUUUUCAAGAGCUCGUGCAUGAGUAUGGCUCUGGACCAUGGCUUCAGGAGGGGGCGCAACCCGGCUGCCUACCAGCACUGGGAGCAGAACAGACCAGGGGCGUGGCCAGAAUGCCUCUGGAACCAGCCAGCAGAGUUCACGCAGUGGGGUUGAGGGCAGGAGCUGACCAAUCCAGGAUGUCAGUUGCUUCUUGGGUUCCAGGUGGAACGUUGGUGUGUUUCCCAGGUCUUGUAGCUGGUGGAUCCACGGUAACUGGGCAGAGCCCUGCGGUGGAUCAGUGCCAUGGAGGGGCUGCCACCCUCUGCGGAGCCUGGCUUAGGGCUCUUCUUUGGGAAGUUGAGUGAGGUCGUGGUGUUGCUGCUGCCCAAAGGCCUGAGCUCAUGGGUCACUUUCCAGAACUCAGAAGGGCAGACAGUGGCAUGUCUGCCUGUCAUCACCUUAUUGGUGGGUGUCUUAUGGCCUUUUAGGCUUGUUCAGUCUUGUAGAAGUUGACUUUAUGGAAGAACUGAGCUGGGUAUUUUACCUGACUUUUUCUGCUAUUUGAUUAAAAAUAUGGGAGUAUUGCACAGUUUGGGUACAUUUUAUCAUCUGUUGGAACACAUACAAGUUAUUAGAGAUGUGAUUGAUGAUUAAGAGAAAGCCAUCUUCUGAUGCUGGAACGGGCCGGGCACUUACAGGUUUCCAUUAGGAAUGUCUCGUAACUCACUGUUGUCUCCAUCAAGAAUGCAAGGUCUCCUGGAGCAGGUCACCUCGUUUUGCCCUGAUUUCUUCUGAAGAGCAGAAGCUUUGGUUCUAAGAAGCACUUCGGGGUUUUGUGGGACAGUGAAACUCACGGAGUCGGUGGUGGGGGACGUACCGAGAGGCACACAACGCACGCUGGAGAUGGACGUAAGCAACUCGGGUUCGUCUCAUUCUGGAUAGAGCUGCCCGCUUGGAACAAGCACUGUGCUGGACUUCUGGGCCUGCCUCCCAGCCAUGUGACCCCAGGCAGCCGCGUUGCUAGUCGGUAGAAAAGAGCUCCCUUACCUGUGAGUUGGAGGCUAGCGUGGGGCUGAUAGGCAGAGUUGAAGUGGCUAAAGUCCGGCUGAGGAGAGGGUUGGGGAGACCGCUGCUGGGGGGAUGCGUGGCCUUCCAGUAGGCCUCCAGGUAGUCGGCCAGGUGCUCACAGGCAUCCUCGAGCUGGUUCUCAUCCAAGAUCACAUCAAACAACUCCUGUGGAGGCAGACAUUUCAAAGGGCACGUUUACACCGGCCCAUUACAGACUGAACGUCACACAUGUGCCCCAAACCUCCCCCAACACAGGGCGGAGGAAGGAAGGGGCCCAAGAACCUCACCGCUUUGUCUCUGCUCUUGCUUACGUGCCCCUACUUUUCAGAUUGGCUGACUGUCCUAUUUAGUCAGAUUACAAGUGUGUGUCCUCAGAUCCUUGUUUAGAACAUACAUGCUUAACCGAUGUAAUAAUAGUUGUUCAGGGCAUGACAGAAAAGUUGCCAAUCAUGAAGAAAGGAAUAGAUACUACGUUAAAAAAAAGAUGUAGGAAAAUAGGAGUGCAAGCCAAACAGUACAGGAAGAAGCCUGUUUUUGACAUAGAGCCCGUGGAAUCCUUAAUCUUGGGAGAUGACUGAGGCAGGGUUAGGUCAUGAAAUUUGGCAGAAAAAGCUGAAACCACUAAUGAUUUGACCUGGUCCAAACUUCAAAACAAAGUUCUUAUAAAUGUUAACAUACUCCAAAUAAUCAUAAGUGGAUAUAAGCAUAAUUCUUAAAGCUUCUGCUCAACCUUCAUUUUAGAAUAGCCAAAACAAAAACCCAAAGCAUGCUAUAUAAAGCAGUGUGUUCAGGUGUCCGAAUCUGGGUAACUGACUGGUUUUGAAAUUUGUUUUUAUAAUAUCUCUGAUCAAUUUCUUAGACGGUUAUUAAGAGCCAGCAACUCAUUCCCUGAUUAGAAGUGAAUAACAGACGGACCCCGAAAAGAUCCAUCUUUCAAACCAAGUAUUUUCUGAAACCACAAUCUUGUCUCAUUUAAGAUACUAAGUAGGUGUUAGAUAUUAACAAAGUGAAGUCACCACCAAACAAACCGUAGCCAUUCAUAAGUCACGAUCGUGACCUAGACAGGUGCUCACGGCAAGAGGUGGACAGUUCUCUUCUUUGGAGUGAAGACCACUGCUAAUGGAGAGCAUUCUCCCCCCAGACCGGCAUUUACCUGUCCGUCUGGUUUUUGUUAACAGAAUGCCAGGUCUGAUGCCUCCGAGUGGAUUACACUGAAUAGAGAAGACUUACCGGAGGACACUGAGCCAGCUUAUCUGCUGCUACCAUCUGGACAUUGAGGUGUUUAGCUUGAGAUUUCCCCCGAGAUUUUAUUAACCUUUGUAAAACCUGUAAAAGAUGAGAUUUUUAAAUGAGAAUAUCUGUACUCAGGUAAACGACAAGGUUCAACAUUCACUCUUUUAUCCGGGGCCUUUUCCAUACAGCACAAAUGCUUUGUAUUAGGUUGAAUUAUUGAACUGAAAAUAUAUUGAAGAUUAACUGCAAAACGAACAUGUUAAUCUCAGUUUCAAGCUUCAAAAAAAGGAUCACCAGCAUGGAGCUCAUCCUGGGGAGUCUUGUCUUUUUUCAAGGCCAGCAGUUACCAAACUUUCUGUCUCAUGACUUCUGUUUUAAAAAAUUAUUGCAAACUCCAAAGAGCUUUUUUAUUUUAUGUGAACUAUACCUAAUAUUUACAUAUUAGAAAUUAAAAAAGACAUUAAAAAAAUACUGAUUCCUUUUAAAAUGACCAAUAAACCUGUUUACAUGUUAACAUUGACUACUCACUCCUGAUAAAAACAGCUAAAUUAUUUGCAGAUUUCUCCAAUGCCUGGCUUCACAGAAAACAGCUGAAGUUUCCUGCCUCUACGUUGAAUCUGCUUUGGUAUAUUGUUUUGGUUGAAAUAUACAAAGAAAAUAUAGCCUUAUUUUUCUUUGAUACCACAGUUAACAAAUGGUAGUUUUUU
This is a messenger RNA of Vicugna pacos (alpaca), 5858 nucleotides long. Lineage: Eukaryota; Metazoa; Chordata; Mammalia; Artiodactyla; Camelidae. The record is from RefSeq and is a predicted model, not a curated record.